This is a messenger RNA of Moneuplotes crassus, 394 nucleotides long. The record is from the annotation of a GenBank genome assembly. NCBI's taxonomy places the organism in Eukaryota, Ciliophora, Spirotrichea, Euplotida, Euplotidae.
CAAUAUCAAUGAAGUUCUUUCUGCAGAGUGGACAUGUCUUUUCUUUUUUCGACCAACUAUCGAUACACUCCAUAUGGAACAUAUGACCAUGACUUUUAGGGUUUCAAUGAAGCUCCAUGAUGUUCUCUCCAACCUCGAAGUCUUCCAAUCAGACUCAGCAGCUUGGACAUGCGUUGGUAUCUUCCUCUGUGAACUUUCGGCUCCAAUUCUUCAUCAUCAUCUCAACUGAGAGUGUAGAGUUAAGUCUGAGGAACUUCUUCUGGUGGUUGGCAGCAUCCAUGAAUGCAAAAGCAAGAUUUCUCAUGUUCACUUGAAAUCCUUCGUUAUUUUGAACAUUAUUGGCAUUAUUCCUCUGAAUUACUAGUCUUUCCUCAUUUUCAGGACCUAUUUCGUU